UCGUUUGGGGGUCUGAAACUGGUGAAGAUAGAUUGAGCAAGCUCAAUUGCUUGAAUUACUGCUUCUGAUUCUCCUCAAUUGAAUUGUGAUUUCUAAUGAACGAAUCUUCAUGCAGCUCAGCUCUCGGAAGAUUUCUCAGCUGGGCUUGGAUUCUUUGGUGGUCGAACAAACAGGAGAUAGAUAGUCAGUAAUCGCUGUGAAGUGUUUUGCGUCUUUGUUGGAAGUUUGAAGGUUGUUGCGAGGUUUAGGGUAAUUGUCAGAAGGCGAGUGAAGAUUGUGGACUGAAAGACUGAGGGAGGCUCUUGGGUUGAAGAAUAGGUUGCAUUGAUGGAGUGUGUGGUAGGGAAUACAUGCUCCAUCCCCACGAAUUGGGGUUUGUUGAGGCCUUGCUCGGGAUUCCCAACCAAGAAUGGUGUGCUGAAAGUUUGCUCGUCUUCUUGCAAUGGGAGGGGUGUUAAUGGAGCUAGGCUUAAAAUGCUGGGGAGUCGUACUGUGUGGAAUGAAGGGAGGAGGGGACUACGAGGAGUGGCGCGGUGUAGUAUGUCUGGGAACAGCAUGCAAUCCAUGGCGUUGCAUCAGCUGUCGGAGUGGCUCUCGAAGCAAGGCUUUCCAACUCAGGACGUGAUACUGACAGGUUUUGGAGAGGAGGGUGUCGGUUUAGCUGCAGGGCGGGACUUCAAGGAAGGGGAAGUCGCGUUAAAAAUUCCUGAGAACUACACAGUUACUGGGGUGGAUGUUGUCAACCACCCUGUAGUUGCUGCUCCUGCUGCAGGCAGGGGCGACGUGAUAGGCCUUACCCUCUGGCUUAUGUAUGAACGUUCCCUAGGUGAAAAGUCUGUAUGGUAUCCUUAUCUUCAAACCUUCCCGUCGACCACCUUAAGUCCUAUCUUAUGGACUGCAGAGGAACAGCAGAAACUGCUUAAGGGCUCCCCUGCUCUAGAGGAGGUGCAGCAACGUAGUGCUGCACUGGAAGGGGAAUACGAAGAUUUACAAUCAUACUUUACCAAAGACCCUCAGCGUGUGCUUGUUUUCUGCUUCUCCAAUUCAAACCAGGCAUUCCCUCAAGAGUACUUUUCACUGGAAGCCUUCAAGUCCGCAUUUUCAGUUAUCCUGUCUCGAGCUGUAUAUUUACCGUCGGCUGAUCUUUUCGCUUUGGUACCCUAUGCUGAUGCGUUAAACCAUCGAGCCGACAGUCAGGCGUAUUUAGACUAUAGUAUGGAGGAUCAGGCGGUAGUAUUCCCAGUCGACCGAAAUUAUAAGGAAGGAGAGCAAGUGUUUACAUCGUAUGGACGAGAACGCUCGAAUGCUGAUUUACUGAUUACGUAUGGCUUUGUCGAUGAGAACAACGCGAUGGAUUACCUUGAUCUUGAGGUUGGUUUAGUCGAUGGAGAUCGGUUACUGGUUUUGAAACAGCAGAUAUUGCAGCAAGCUAUGUUAGAUUCGCCCCAAACUUUUCCACUGUAUCUGGAUCGAUUUCCGACUCAGUUAUUGACGUAUAUGAGGCUGUCGAGAUUACAAGAUCCAGCUCUCUUCCCUAAGAUUGUUUUCGACAAAGACAUUAUGCUUGAUCAGGCAAAUGAAUAUGAAUGCUUGCAGCUUCUCAUGGGUGAAUGCCGUACAAAACUGGGUAAUUAUGAAGGGGGUGUGGACGAUGAGAUUCGUUUGCUUAAGAACAAGAAAAUCAGUCAAAGGGAGAGAGUUGCUGCACAACUACGACUCUGUGAGAAAAAAAUCUUAACAAGCACCAUGACUGCUCUGCGUAACCGGUUAGCUCCAAUUCGUGGCAUCCCUACCAAAAGCGGUGGUCUCAAGGACCCAAAUGCAGACAUAAAUGAGAUGUUUGACAUGGUGGAGCAAGUGGCUUCGGCUCCUAAGAAGUUUUUUGAUAAUAUGUUUAAGAAGUAAGCUAUAUCAAUACUUAAGGUUCUGGCAUGUUUAAAAUGCAUGGAACAUAAGACGCAUGUAUUAAAAUCUUUUCCUUCAAUUUUCAAACUGCUUGCUGGUAUUUGUUCAAAUGUUA
Molecule: messenger RNA, 2020 nt
Organism: Physcomitrium patens
Lineage: Eukaryota; Viridiplantae; Streptophyta; Bryopsida; Funariales; Funariaceae
Biological process (GO): peptidyl-lysine monomethylation
Molecular function (GO): protein-lysine N-methyltransferase activity; protein binding
Source: RefSeq, a predicted model, not a curated record